This is a messenger RNA of Carlito syrichta (Philippine tarsier), 2277 nucleotides long. RefSeq names its product 5'-nucleotidase, cytosolic II (gene NT5C2). Gene Ontology annotation, biological process: adenosine metabolic process; IMP metabolic process. The transcript has 17 exons. The coding region runs from base 517 to 2130 and encodes 537 amino acids. Gene Ontology annotation, molecular function: 5'-nucleotidase activity. Lineage: Eukaryota; Metazoa; Chordata; Mammalia; Primates; Tarsiidae. The record is from RefSeq and is a predicted model, not a curated record.
AUUUUCUAAGGGAGGAAAUGCCUUAACUGGUAAUUAAAACGUCAGAUUCCUUGUCCUGCUUUUCUCCCUCGGAGUAAACUAAAAAUGAUUUUGACCUGCCAGGGCCGCUCAACUCUGUGAAACUCACAUUGUUUGCCUACUGUUGGAGGGCCUCGUUAGGGGGUAAAUUUGCUUUUUCUGUGUUUGCCAGUGACGACUCCUGUCUGUCUCUUACCGGAACUUGCUGUUUGGAUUGUCUCCUUUCUUAACUGGCCAGUUUUAAACAGUUCAGGCCGUUAAUUAUUUUUCCUGGUCUCCGAUCUUUUUCUGUUAUGCUUGAGUUUUCUAGUAUUGGGCAGUGAGGGUGCUGGUCCCUGAGAUACUGCCUAGUUAGGGUUGGGCAGUUUGCCCGAAUUGGUUGGGCCUCCCAGGGCCUGGGAUCUCUGUGCUUUAACAAAUGAGCUACAGUUCUCAAGAGAUCAGGGAAGCUUGUUUGUUGAUCCUGAAUUCUCCUCCAGAGGAAGUCAGUCUUUGAGAAUGGCUAAGGAAGGGGUGUUUGUGAACCGAAGUUUAGCCAUGGAAAAAAUCAAGUGUUUUGGUUUUGAUAUGGAUUACACUUUGGCUGUGUACAAGUCCCCGGAGUACGAGUCCCUGGGCUUUGAGCUGACGGUGGAGAGACUGGUUUCUAUUGGCUAUCCUCAGGAGCUGCUCAGCUUUGCCUACGACUCCACCUUCCCUACCAGGGGACUCGUCUUUGACACACUGUAUGGGAAUCUUUUGAAAGUCGAUGCCUAUGGAAACCUCUUGGUCUGUGCACAUGGAUUUAACUUCAUAAGGGGACCAGAAACUAGAGAGCAGUAUCCAAAUAAAUUUAUCCAACGAGAUGACACGGAAAGAUUUUACAUUCUGAACACACUGUUCAACCUGCCAGAGACCUACCUGUUGGCCUGCCUAGUAGACUUUUUUACUAAUUGUCCCAGAUACACCAGUUGCGAUGCAGGAUUCAAAGAUGGAGACCUCUUCAUGUCCUACCGGAGCAUGUUCCAGGAUGUGAGAGACGCCGUCGACUGGGUUCACUACAAGGGCUCUCUUAAGGAAAAGACAGUGGAAAAUCUUGAGAAGUAUGUAGUCAAAGACGGAAAACUGCCUCUGCUUCUGAGCCGGAUGAAGGAAGUGGGGAAAGUAUUUCUUGCCACCAACAGUGACUACAAAUACACAGACAAAAUUAUGACUUACCUGUUUGAUUUCCCACAUGGCCCCAAGCCCGGGAGCUCCCAUCGGCCAUGGCAGUCCUACUUCGACUUGAUCUUGGUGGAUGCCCGGAAACCGCUCUUUUUCGGAGAAGGCACAGUCCUGCGCCAGGUGGACACGAAAACCGGGAAGCUGAAGAUCGGGACCUACACCGGGCCCCUGCAGCACGGCAUCGUCUACUCGGGAGGUUCUUCGGAUACAAUCUGUGAUCUGUUGGGCGCCAAGGGCAAAGACAUUUUGUACAUCGGAGACCACAUUUUUGGGGACAUUUUAAAAUCCAAGAAGAGACAAGGGUGGCGGACUUUCCUGGUGAUUCCAGAGCUUGCGCAGGAGCUGCACGUCUGGACCGACAAGAGCUCACUUUUCGAAGAGCUCCAGAGCUUGGAUAUUUUCUUGGCUGAACUCUACAAGCACCUUGACAGCAGUAGCAACGAGCGCCCAGACAUCAGUUCCAUCCAGAGGCGGAUUAAGAAAGUGACGCACGACAUGGACAUGUGCUAUGGCAUGAUGGGAAGCCUGUUCCGCAGCGGCUCCCGGCAGACGCUCUUCGCCAGUCAGGUGAUGCGCUACGCCGACCUGUACGCGGCCUCCUUCAUCAACCUGCUCUACUACCCGUUCAGCUACCUCUUCAGAGCCGCCCACGUCUUGAUGCCCCACGAGUCCACAGUGGAGCACACACACGUAGACAUCAACGAGAUGGAGUCUCCCCUCGCCACCCGGAACCGCACGUCCGUGGACUUCAAGGACACCGACUACAAGCGGCACCAGCUGACCCGCUCGAUCAGUGAGAUUAAGCCCCCCAACCUCUUUCCGCUGGCCCCCCAGGAAAUCACACACUGCCACGACGAGGACGACGACGAGGAGGAGGAGGAGGAGGAGGAGGAGGAGGAGGAGGAGUGAGGAGGGGAGCCACAGCCCUGGGAGCCCGGGAAGCAAGUCCCGGCAGGACUCGGGAGCCAAGGGGGCCCUGUGUGGUUCUGCUGGGGCGGGGGCUCCCUCAGGUGCGCCUGGAGAGUGCUGAGGACGUUAAAAUGCUCUAACCCUGGA